GAUUUAAAACAAUCACAAAUUUAUAGUUUGUCAUACAAUCUUGAUUUCACACAGACAGCAGCAAUACUUGGAGGAAUCAUGGCUUAUGUCAUGAGACUCAAGGUCUUUCUGUUUAUACUAUCAGCCAUGGCUGAAGGAACAACCCAUCCACCGCCAGUUAUAGCUGUUGACGGUCAGAGUUUGACUGACGGAGAUGAGUUUACACUUCCCUACACCAGCUCGACCAACGAGACAUUGGCCCGUGUUGAGUGUAGGGAACCACGUGCCACAGAUCUGGCUACAGGCGUGGAACUUGUGUGCCGAGGUCUGAAAGUACCAGGAGAUGAACAACGCGUGUUUUUGGUGCCGUACAACAAAUAUUCAGAUAAAAUUUUAUGUACCUGCUAUCUACGGUUCGCUUCUGCUGCCAAUAAUAUAAACAUCACUUUUCUACUCAAUAUCGCCUAUGUUCCAGAACAAGACCCCGUGGUCACCAUCGCUGGACAAAUCAUAGACCGAGGCAGCACUUACAGCCAUCAGGCCAACAAGUACAUAACCAACAUACGAUGUAACGUGCCUGAUGGGAACCCACCAAUCAGCAACUACACCAUCACGUGUUCUACAUCUAACGGCUACAAAAGUUCUACAUUGGAGCCUGACGAUGACCUCAUGCUGGAUGUCCAAGGUCAGGGACACGGCAACUGUACCUGUAGACCUAAUCACGUGACAGGGUUGUAUAACAGGACCACCAGCUUCUACAUUGAAUAUAAUGUUCAGCCGUACGUUCCACAAACUGCUCCCAUUAUUUCCGUUGGGGAGCGAGUACUGUCUGAAGGUGAAAUUGUAACCGUCGGAGCGGAGUUGACGAUCAGUUGUGCAGUGCUGGAUGGAUAUCCCCGUGUGGAACAAGUCACAUUCCAGUGCGGACCCUACACUAGAACAGUACUCAACUACACCGGAGAUUUCACCAUCCCUUACAACAAAGUCUACAACCAGCAAACAUGUGUUUGUACGGCCACUCACGUGACUGGGCAGUACCAACGGAACUCUACCAUUCUACUCGAUGUUCAUUAUGCCCCGGUUGUGACGAGAUUUACAGCAAACGGAGUCCAAGGUUUUCUGAAUGUGACAAAACAGAGACAGGUUGAAAUGGUGUGCGAGGCUGAUGGAAACCCACCGCCUUACGUGUUCAUGCAAUAUGUAAACAGCGCGGUCAAUCCAUUUGGAGAUAAUGAAUUGGUGUCAGUCAAGUAUGUAAAGAGGAUUUUCACUGCAACUUCCAACUAUUAUGGGUUCUACUACUGCCAAGUUUUUAAUUAUUACAACUACACAAGUGGAUAUGAUUCUAGAAUGUCAGAAGUAGGUGUUGUAAAGACAUCAUUUCCCCUAAUCGCCACCUACACAGCCAACGGCAACACCAGUCUGUUAAAUAUAAACAGAGACACCAUUGUGACAUUCAGAUGUGAGCUUAUCAGUGAUUAUGUUAAUUACAAUGUCUGGUGGUCGAUCACCGCGAGGACAGGCUACUGUUCACAUCUACUGCACCAGACACCAGAACACACGAAUACUUCGACAGUAAAAACCUACACCCUGUUAGCGAGCUGUGGGUGCAGCGAUACAUAUGAGUGUAUAGCACACAUUAGUACAACCAAUGGUACCACAUCUCGUUUGUUGACUAGCGACGUCAGGUCCAUCGAUAUCCAAUCUAUUGUCGUCAAUGUCAAUUGUCCAGGAAGUCCCCUUAUUGUUACUGUGUACAAUAAUGUUGUAUCUGAUGGACAGAGAGUACAGCUUCAUCCUUUGUACACAUCUGUCGACAUUCAAUGUACAGCUCAAGGUGACAGGCAGAUGGUAUCAAAAGUUACUUUAAAAUGUGGCGAUACAAUCCAGACAAAGAAUGGAUACAACGGAUUGUUUACAAUCCAGUACAACAAAUCAAUGAAUGAACAAGGAUGUGUGUGUUCCGCAAGUCACGUGACCGUAUCAUUCGACACAUCAUUUGUUCUUAGCAUAAGCCAAACGACGCCGAUAAUCGCAAAGUUUACAGCCAAUGGCCAGAGUGCAUUUGUGAAAGUCAAGAGCAACGGACCAAUCAAGUUUGAGUGUAGUACUUUCGACAACAUCACCAAUACUGCGUGGAAUCUGCAGGCAAAAACCUCAGGUAAGACUUUGUACAGUGGAUCCUGUCCAAGCGCAGCUCGAAGCUUUGAAAUAACGACAGCAGCUGAAUGUGGGAAGACGGAGACUUACGAAUGUACAGCAACAUUGGCAAAUAUGCUGAGUGACACACGGACGUUACAAGUGGACGCUGUUUGUAACACAGGUGGUGUUGCUGUACCAAGAAAUAUCCUACUGGUUACGUCUCUGGUCCUGGGCUGGACAGUCCUGCUAUGGUGUACAGCCUGA
This is a messenger RNA of Physella acuta, 2385 nucleotides long. RefSeq lists its product as uncharacterized. The record is from RefSeq and is a predicted model, not a curated record. NCBI's taxonomy places the organism in Eukaryota, Metazoa, Mollusca, Gastropoda, Physidae.